GGUCUAUCUGUUUCCCUAGUUUCUCUCUUUUUACUUCAAGAAAAAGUUUUCUGCAGUUUCAUUGUUCUGUAAACCACAGGGCUGGGCUAUGAUUGCAUGAGACAGAGACAGGAAGAGCUUGUGUCUGAGAGUCUGUGUGUGUGUGCGUGUGUGUGUGUGUGUGUGUGUGUGUGUGUGUAUGUGUGUGUGUGUGUGUGUAUAUAUGGACGUGUUUUCUUUGCAUGAGUGCAUUUCCUCUCUUUGUCUGCACCGACGUGUCCUGAUCCAUUUCCUCCUCACCUAAAGUUGCAAGAAUGUUCCCCUGCCAGGCAGCGCCGGGCCAGUUUGGACCAGAGACACGGGAGCCGGGGCUGAAGGUGUGGCGGGUGGAGAAGAUGAAGGCGGUGCUGCUGGAGCCGGCUGAGGUGGGGGCUUUCUUCAACGGAGACUCCUACCUGGUGCUGGAGCACAGGGGGGACCAGGGGGCAGACCUGCACAUGUGGAUAGGUGAGAAGUCAUCUCGUGACGAGCAGGUGGCGUGUGCCAUGCUGGCUACCCAGCUGGACAACUUCCUGGGUGGUGACCCCAUCCAGCAUCGCCAGAUCCAGGGCUACGAGGCCCCAGAGUUCAUGAACCUCUUCCCCAGGGGGGUCAGCUACAAGGACGGUGGUGUGGAGUCGGGUUUCAGGCGACCCCAGGGUGGGUCAGGGCCGGUCCACAGGCUGUACCAGAUCAAAGGGAAGCGCAACAUCCGUGCCAAGGAGGUGGAGCUGAGCUGGGAGAGCUUCAACAAGGGAGACUGCUUCAUCCUGGACCUGGGAGAGACCAUAUUUUCGUGGAUCGGCUCGCAGGCCAACAUGUUUGAGAAGCAGAAGUCGCGUGAGAUUGCUAGCCUGAUCCGCGACACUGAGAGACAUGGUAAAGCACGCAUCACUGACAUCAGUGAGGGAGAGGAGCCGCCGGAGAUGCUCAAGGUGCUGGGACCAAUGCUAGAGCUGGCAGAGAGCACUCCAGAAGAGGACAGUCAAGCAGACGUCUCCAACUCCGCCUCCCUCUACAAGGUGUCCGAUGCGACAGGUAAGAUGAAGCUGACCAAUGUCUCUGAAAAAAGCCCAUUUGCCAAGGACCUUCUGGUGCGUGACGACUGCUUUAUUCUAGACAACGGGGCCAAUGGAAAGAUCUUCGUCUGGAAAGGUAUGGGAGCCAAUGCAGAGGAGAAAAGGGAGGCCUUGAAAAUGGCAGAUGACUUCAUCCAACAGAUGAACUACCCCAGGAUGAAAACACAGGUGGAGAUUCUACCACAGGGGAGGGAGACGAUCAUCUUCAAGCAGUUCUUCAAGAACUGGAACUAAACUACAAGGGUUUAACUGUUAACUGUUGCACUCCUAAAAUAUAAUGAAAUAACAACCUGGAAUAUAAAAGGUCUCAAUCAAUGUUUAAAAGUCUUCUCAUAAGGAGUGAAAACAUCUCAAAUUCAAGAACAUAUUGGUUUUUUUUACAUGUGUUUACUUAUAUGUAUAUAUUUGUAAGGUACUGUACUCACAGACAACUGUUUAGUCAUGCAUAGGUCAAAUUAACUCAAAAUAAUGAGAGCCUUUAUAAUGAUGUCACACCAAAUGGAUCCCUAAGUCACUACUACUGGUUCUGACUGGGAAGGAAAACAUGUGCUCACUGGUUUUACUGGGCUCUGUUAGUGGUCUUAUUUAAAGCCAAGAUGAUAUUCCACAAAGCCUAUAAAGUUCAUUUGUUUGCUUUUGUCUUUUUUUGUGUUGUUUUUUACAUGUGUUUAUGAAUUACAGGGACAUAUUCAAAUAAUACCUUUAGUAGGCUACAGUUUAUGAAAAUAAAUGGAAACUGAAAGAA
This is a messenger RNA of Oncorhynchus kisutch (coho salmon), 1842 nucleotides long. It is a transcript of the gene capgb, whose product is annotated as capping protein (actin filament), gelsolin-like b. Gene Ontology annotation, molecular function: actin filament binding; phosphatidylinositol-4,5-bisphosphate binding. Gene Ontology annotation, cellular component: cytoplasm; actin cytoskeleton. The record is from RefSeq and is a predicted model, not a curated record. NCBI's taxonomy places the organism in Eukaryota, Metazoa, Chordata, Actinopteri, Salmoniformes, Salmonidae. The transcript is spliced from 9 exons. Gene Ontology annotation, biological process: barbed-end actin filament capping; cell projection assembly; actin filament severing. Bases 294 to 1331 code for a protein of 345 amino acids.